Molecule: messenger RNA, 10351 nt
Organism: Porites evermanni
Lineage: Eukaryota; Metazoa; Cnidaria; Anthozoa; Scleractinia; Poritidae
Source: the annotation of a GenBank genome assembly
AUGGCGAAAAUAGGAGUAGCAUUUUCUGGUGGAGGAAUUCGGUCAGCGGCUUUCUGUUCAGGCGUCCUGCGGAGAAUGCUUCAAAAGAACGUGGAGAUAGACUACCUAAGCUGCGUGUCAGGAGGUGGUUUCACAGGAUCUGCUUACAUGGAUUGGAAAUACAGACAUGAUAAAAAGGACGACAAGAAAUGGCAUCAGGAAUUUUUCAACCACAUGAGGCAAGAAGCAGGGUUUAUCUGUCACUGGCAAAGGCCAUGUAAAGCGAUCGUGGAGUCUAUGGCCUUGCUUGCAGUUGUUGUCUUUGUGUCUGUUAUUGUACCUGUGCUUUUCUUGGCUUCGAUGGCGUUUCCUUUGGCUUAUGUUAUAGACUUCUUAUUUGGUAGGAUUCUCAGAGGUGCUGAUCUGUCGUGUCCCCAAGAAGUACAACGAAACCCAAAGAUGACUUUACAGCAGUGCAGGGAAGAGCGAAGGUCGCCGUACGUAAUUUAUGAUCAAUUUGUACUGUUCAUUACACCGAUAUUUGUUGGUUUAGUAUCUAAUGUUCUUAAAAGGUGUAUUCCAAGGUCGAAGGGACUUUUCAAAUUUGUUUCUAUUUUUUGUGUAAUCUUCUUCGCACUUGUCUUUUUUCCGUGGUUCAUACAGGAUUUUCUUCGUGUUCUUCCAAAUUGGAUGAAAAUCCUUCUUAUUUUCUCGCUGUUUUUCGUGUGGAUUUCUUUCCCUCUCAACCGCUCAAUCGCCACACUAAUGCUUGGUGUAUACGUUAUUUCGUUUGUUGUUUUUUGGCGAGUCUACAAGGAGGACGCGUUAGGUGUUAAAUACGACAAAAAGAGUUUUGAUUUGCUCCUGGAAAUAUCAGUACUUUUAAACUGGAUUGGUCCUCUGAUGGUUACCAUUCAACAACGCCUAGGACAUGUAUAUGCAAGGUAAGAUUUCUCGGCAAAAAAAGACAAUUAAUUAACAAUUAAUGAAUGAGGCUGAGUAUCUUAUGGAGAAUUAUGGAGAUCAAGGAGGGUGUUAUCCGUCGAGGUCGUAGGCCGAGGCAGAUAACACCCUCCGAGAUCUCCAUAAUUCUUCAUAUGAUACGAAAGCCAUGCCAUGUUUUUAGCUAUAAUUUCGCCUAGUUCUUGCUCUUGAAACGAGUGAAAUGUCCGCCAUUUUUUGUUAUCACAACCAAAACAACUCAACCUCGUCCCCAGGUCUUCUCGGUUAACGGUGCCUUAACCUGGAAGAACGCUGCAUUUUUGACGUCAUUUCCUCGUUAAACACAAAAUUCUUCCAAAUUUGGUCAUCAGUAACUGGUUAUGGUGAAUUAUGCCUGUGCUUUUAGCCAAUCAGAAUCGGGGAAAUAUUUUGCAUGAAUAAUAAUUGAACUUAUUUUGAGGACCUGCUCAGUCAGUCGUCAUAAAACUAUCACAUAACUUAAGUGAAUUUUCUAAUCUUUAUUAAGAGAAAUUAAGACUUGGAUUAGUAAGUAAGUAAGUAAUCUUAUUUAAUCAGGGUAGUCCGUUCAGCAACGAGGCUGGUAUCCAUAGCGGCCCUGAGAAAUAAAAAAAGUAUACUAUUUAAAAAUUCCUAAGGUAUAUACAUGAUUAAAAUAGACAAUAAUACUGUAAAAAAUCUAGCUAAGCAGGAGCAAAGUCAAUAUUAAACGUGUGUGCUAAGAGAUAACAAAUUAAAAUUAUGAGGUAAAAUACUUGGUCAGCAUCUUUUUAAAACUAUUUACAGACGUGGCACUUUCAGCAUAAUUGGGUGAAUAAUUGAAAUAAAUAGCCCCUGCAUACUUUAAAGUUCUUUUGACCAUGUAAUGUUUAGGCUCUGGUGGGUGCAGGUCGUUGCUUCUCCUAGUUGCACGAUCGUGCAAAUCCGCAUUCCUUGUAAACUAUUGAGUAAAAUACUUGGGUACUAGAUUAUUUAAACACUUAAAAACUAGAAUGCAUUUAUGCAUUUUUCUUCUUGAAGCUAGAUUUUACCAGUUUAGCACACAGAAAGUGUCAUUUGAGGUGGUGUAACUCUUUGCAACACCCCUCCGAGGCUUCCCCCCACGCAGCAUCAACACCAACCCCAUUUAAAUCCCAGAACAUCCUUUUUAAAGACAGAGCAUUGGGUUCAAAUUUACUCCGACCAAAAGAAGAUUAAGUACAUCUAUUAUUUAUAAAAAUAAUAAAUAUGAGAAAAGCUACACAAUUUACUCCGAUUCUCUCCCCCCUUUCAUCCCUGACAUUUUAUGGGCCUCCCCCCCUCCCCUCCCCCGAGCUUCGCGAGUUUCUGCGAUAAACGUAUUUCUAGUUAGGUGAAAUCGUGUGUGUUCUGUCCCAGUAGGUCUGCGCCAUUGUUAAGACACUAACCUUGAUUGUUCAAACAGUAUCAUAUCAUGCAAUUAGAAGGAAAUACAGUCAACUCACUCUUAACAGUGGUGUCUAUCAAGAACGGACGCCUCCUUAAACGGAAACUGUAAGAACAUAUGUUAGAAUUGGCCCCUGCCCGGUUCUUUAAUUUAGUCAUUUUCUUUGACCCUCUCUAAGCCAGACACUUAGCUAUAGUGGCGGUUAAAAUAGGCUGUGUUGACAGUAUAUUUUAAUUAGCAAAACGUCAACAGUGAGUCACCUUGGGCUCUCAAUUUCCCUGUGUGCUUCAGGCAUUUUGUCUUUAUGUUUAAGGAAUAGUAGGCUAUCCCACAAUUAGACUUGAGCGGAGAAACUCAGGCAGUGCAGCAAAAGCUAGAGACCUCUGGCACCCUAAUCUUUGCCGUACUUCGUAAGAGGAGUUGAUGUUAUUUUCGCGGUCCGUGUUUUCUUCUUGGUAGGUGGGUAAUCCAGAAGGCAUUUUUCUAUCCAAAGACAGUGGGAAAGUGUGGAUGCGAGGGAAUCAGUUGGCGAAACCUUUUCCUUUACUGCCCAACCUGCUGUGAGGAGCCACAGGGUAAACUAACAAAUAUAAGAUCUACCAAAGCUUUAACUUUAGAUGAUUUAGAUGAGUUUACACCGACGUACAUUGGAUGCAUAACGAGUAACCACUGGAGACGCACCUCUUCCCCCAAAGAGCCUCACUAUGAAGUCUUUACAAUGAGUUCGGAGAGUAUUGAGCGUCUUGACCGCCCUCAGAGCGAGGAAGAACUUCUUGGAAAGCUGAUGCCUGUCGAUGUGUAUCUAUCUGAUGUCGCAGCCACAUCUGCGUCGGCCCUCAACUAUCACAUGGGAAGCAUGCAGGGCGAUGAAGAACCUUUCAAAGAUUUUAAAGUACUGCUUGGGUUGUCACUUGGCACAUCAAUCGUUUCUGAUGAAAAACACGAGAAAAAGAGGCCCUUCUGUGUUCAGGUGAGGAAUCUCAUGCAACAACAUAUUCAACUAUUUUAUCAAGGACAGAAACCAAUCUCCCGAAAGCGUCCAUCUCUUACUAAAGGUGGGCUGCAGAUCUUGUUAGGUUCUCGGGAUAUUCAUAAAUUUAUCUAUCACACCAAAAAAAUUCUCAAUUUAUAUAAUUAUGCUAAACUAAACAUCCCUCUAUAUCAUGAAUUUGUCGACGAGGAGCAGGCAAAUGAAGAAGUGAACUUAACAUUGAUAAAGGUAAGCAUGCUCUAGCUUGUUCAAAUUAAACUGUAAAAUAGCAUGAAAGAAUAAUAAAACAAUUAUUGGAUAAGGCUUUUUUGUGAUCUGAAGAAUUAUGCAGAGGACAUACUCAGCCUCAUCCAGUAAUUGCUAAUUACUUUCACCAAUAUUCGACAGUAACAUAACACGGCAUGCAUUAGUUUUUUUUUCCUAGUUAAUCCAUAGCCUGUUCCAGGCUCCGAGAUAGUUGGGUCCGCGAAAUUGAGAAAGCGCGGACGCUAAAAAUAAAACAGCAGGGAGAUUAGGGAGAGAAAGGGAGACCCUUUUGCCCAGAUCACGUGCCUUACACUUACGCGUCAUCCCUACUAUCUGAGAGCCUGGAACAGGCUAUUUCAACCCAAAAAAACCGGCCUGAAAACUAGCUUAUACUCAUAUAUACAUUUUUAACCAACACACCAAGGACGUUCGCGUCCACAUUAUUUCUUUCUUUAUAGAUUCUGCCUUUCUUGGUGGAGAUGCUCCGUGGACUUCCGUUGAUAGUUUUGUUUGCAGCUUACCUAUAUACUGGCAAUGGCUUUUAUAUUUUAGUGGGUUUUCUCGUAUCAUUUUCCUCUGGGAUCCUUUUUUCAUUAAUGGCGCUAAUACCUACAGGGAGUAAGCAUCGUGGGAGAAUGGAGCGAAUCGCCAGGUAAGAAUGAUUUUUUUCUGGUGUGUGCCUUAAAUCGUCAUUAUAGCCUUUUUUUAAAGAAGGAAACAAAUUUUUUAAAAAAGGUUUUGCCUGUAAGAAAACCCAGAGCUAUAUAUAAGUAAUCCACACUCAAGUGAUUCGCUUUGCAAGAGCAAAAACGUCUUAAAGGGAGAUUAAGAGCAAGACUUGUAGCAGUUUUUAAGGCUGAAUCUUGUAAUCUAUACUUUUUCAGGCGAGCGAAGGCAGGAGCGAAGCAAGCGAGAAGCUCGAGACACGUGCGACGUCGCGCAUGUCUCUCGCGCCCUACGCCCUCUUCGCGUUUGCCUCAGCUCGCCUGAAAAACGCAAUAAAAACAAACGUCGGUUAUGCAGGCUAUGUGUAGAAUAGUGUUCCAACAAGUGUUGCGUUGUUCAACACUGGUGGUCACUAAAGUUGAGAGAUGUUCAAUUUUCAUAGCCUGCGUUGCAGCCGUCCCAUUUUUUGUCGAGACUAAGGGCGCUUUCCAAAAGUCAGAACUGGCUGGCCAGACCAUGGCUGGAGCAGCAUUUUGACAAUGAAAUAGGCUUUUUCCAACAGCUCCUGCUGAAAAACCAUCUCUUUCGUGCAUAGUAUUUAGGAUUUGACGGAUCUGGUUAGAUAGUUUUGAUUAAAAGUAAAAUUAUCAUUACUACGGAAAUGGUCUGGCCGGUCAGUCCUGACAAAUGGAAAGCGCCCUAAGUUUAGAGUAAAAACCCUUGAAUGCAGAGGUCCACUCAACGCAAAAAUAAAAUCGACUGGUUUCUUAUUGCCGGAUCUCCAAUGUAGAGAUGCUAGAACCAGACGUCACUUGAAGUGAGAAUUAAAACUUAACUGAAUACAAGGCUGGCAAUACGGCAAAGGGCUGAUUUAUUUGGGGCCAAUAUUUCCGCUCACAAAAUUAGCCUUCCUCAGGGUCAGAGCUACACUGAAAGAAAAUUCUAUGAAAGACAAUUCUCUUCAAGGAUGGGUGAAACUAAACGCACGCUUCGUGAACGCUUGAAUUAACCCUAUUCAGACCGGGGGGGGGGACUUUUGAGGCUCCCCUCGCUAAAAAGUUGAAUAACUUCAAAACCAAUAAAUUCAGCGAUGUGACUCAUAAUGACGUCAUAUUACGUCAUUGUGUCAAUCAAGUUAUACAAAGAAGUUGGAAUGAUGAGUACAUUUUUGUGUGUAAUUUUUGGCGAUCGUAGGAUAAGCUGUUUUGAAGUUAUAGAGGGGGAGCCUCCGAGGGUCCCCCUGUCGCAGGAAGCAAAAAAAAAGCCCGGUCCCGAUAGGGUUAAAGAACAUAGGCAACCAACAAUCCACUCCACGCUAACGCCACUCCUGGUAUCAGCCACAAGUUGCUCCAAAUUUUCUUAAAAGUUGCCCCAGAAUUCUUUAAAAGUUGCCCGAAGUUGCUCGACUUUUCUAAAAGUUGCUCAAAAGUUGAUCCUUAAGUAAAAUCAAAAUGACAGCCAUAGCGAAGUACAAUAAUGUAAAAAUAAACUACUGCUUUCUUCGCUUUUUUUAUUUAACGCAUCUAACGGUCGGUGACGUUCAAAUGUGCAGCAACUGUGUAAAGUAAUUAAUUCCUACAGAAUCAGAGCACAAAAUAUUUUUACACAGAGACAAACAACAAUUUAAUCCUUCCUUAUGACAAUGUCCUUCUCUUGUUAAUAUUCUAGAAAAACUGUAUAUUAAACGUUACGCGUUUUCAGCAAACACUAAAUCAAUCAGUGUCAUUUGUGAGACGAAAACCAUAACAGAUCGAUAUCUUUCUUUUUCUCUCCCUCUUUGGUUUCAACUGUGCAAGUGCAUGCAUUCUCCUGCUCUGAUAAGGCAGAGAAGUCUUCCUCUGAACUAACCGUUCUGGACAUUUCUCGGUAUUUGCAGCCAUCUUGAAAACAUGGUUUUAUUUGGAAACCAUCGGCAUGGGUCCUGACCGCAGAUUUUUCCAUGUGAUGGGCGCGGCGGGGGGGAGGGAUAAAAAAAUCCGUUUCAUUAGGAUUUUUCGUUAAAACGCUCCGUUGUGGAUCAUAUGAGUCAAUAUUCCGUUUUUCGAUUUUAGUAACUGAAAGAAACGAAAUAUCCGAAAUAUUACUAAAAUCCUGAUUUGGAUUUUAGUAAAAGAAACGCACCCUAUAGCAACAAAGAACAGAAAUGUGUUUUCAAGGAUGUUUUACAAGGCUUAAACAGUAUUAAAAGACUUUGUAAUUUCAAUAAGGUGUUAAAAAAUUUAAUCGAGAUGCCCCAAAAAUCAAACGUUGCCAGAAAUCAAGAGUCGUGGAUGAGAGGACAACAGACGUGCCCUCUAACAAUACAUUUUAACAUGAACAGUAAGGUCUGACGUCAGCAUACAAAGGCGCAACUGGUAGCCUCUCUCAGUCCAUUUAUGAGCUUACUGUACCCACCCAACCCUUGAUGUGAAUGAUGUGAUUUGUGAAGGUUGACCACACCACCGGGGUCUACGUCCCCUACUCUUUUCGAACAGUGCAUGGUGUGGGUUCUUUUACGUCCCACAAAAACCAGAUAAGUGUAAGUUCUGUGAGACGGGACCUACGGGUUUUUCGUCGUCUAACCGUUUGCAGAUGUCAUUACAAAGGUAGAACUUUCUUCUCAGUUAUUUAAAGACCCUGAGUGUUGGUCCGGCCGGGGUUCGAGCCCGUGACAACCCGCUCAGCAGACCGGCGCUCUCCCAACUGAGCCAAAGUUGCUUCAGGUAGCAAAAGUUGCCAAAAAGUUUCCGAACUUCCCACUUCAAUCAAUCUGGCCACUCGAUAAAAGACAUAGAACUUGUAGUAAACUAAUCCAGCGAACUGCAUGAGAUUGAGUUAACACUCCAAACAAGACACAUCAUGGCGGGUCUCAACGACAACCUUGUUCCUCACAGCAUUGUGGGUAAUGACAGAUCUCUUAGAGGGUGCUCAAUAUAUUACAACUUAAUCCACUGAACUUUAACCUACACUUAGUACGUCACGCCGUAAAACAAGAGAAGCUUUUCUCAUAAAUAGAGGCAAGACUCUUUCACCAGAUGGUUUAACCGCAAGGACGAACAUGCAUUGAACCGUGCCUUAUCAAUCACUCUAUUGUAUGAUUAUUUACCUAUCUAUAAUCAUGGUAUCUAUUGUUCUCAUUUUUAGUUAUUCAUUAACCACUUAUGUAAAUUUAAAUUCAAAUCUUAGGAGCCGUUGUAGAAUUUUUUUUUCACUGUAGCUCUGGCCCUGAGGAAGGCUAACUUUUUAGCCGAAUAUAAGCCUUAAAUAAAUCAGCCCCUUGCGGUACUGCCAGCCUUGCAUUCAGUUUUGUUUUAGGUUUAGAGUGUUUACGACGCAGGCUAAAUUUUUGUUGAUGAGGACCGGAUCGCAAUUACUUCCGGUUGUCGCUUUGCAGAGAGAAGUGACAAUCGGGCAUACGUCUGCAUUCGCAGAUCAAAGGGCAAAGGAAUGAUUGACUCCAACAAUAAGUGAACUAACUAUUAUCUAACUGCAACGUUUUGACAGAUGGUUUGCUAUCAACAUCUCUAUUGUCACUUACGUGCGCAACGCGCUACAAGUUACCAACCAAGGUCCCAAUCCUCCAGCGGUUAUAUAUCUGAGUGACGGCGGCCAUAUUGAAAACCUUGGUAUCCUGCCUUUGCUAAAGAAGAGACUGCAAAAAAUUGUAUCCAUAGAUGGAGGACAGUCCAUUCUAGACGAAGAUUAUGGGAGUAUUCUUUCAGAAGCUUUAAAUAUGGCAAGAAAGAAGCUGGAUUGUUCAUUUUCGGGAAUGGAUGGACGAGAUAUUGCUGAAGACAUUCGAGAGAAGUUUGUGGAGAGACGUCCUGGAUCACAGCCAUCUAGCUAUAGGUUCGUAACAAAACUGAUAGUUGAAUGCUUACAUUAGCGGGAUAUAGUUGGAGAGGUUGACUCAAUGUACCUUUAAUGAAACCAAGUAAACAAGCCAAGCGACGCGAAUGUCUGCCGCGCGCUUUGUCACAACACAACAUUUAUCUUCGUUACAUACGACCCACAGAUAAUGCACGGCAAACAAAUCGGCAAUAGAAAAAAACUUUUUGGAAAAAUAAGGUACACACUGAGUGAAACAAACUAUUAAAUAAUAUUAAAUUUUUUCCUUUGGAAAGUAAUCUUCCUCCCAGCAGACGGUGUGAAUGAUUUGUCUUAUAUGCUAAGAGUUUGACAAUAUUUUCGCUCUCAGUUGUCGAGCGCCAAAGCAGAUGUCACGCAAAAUUCCAUGAUCUCGUUCAUGAGAUAAUUAAGGGUAGCACUGAAUGAUGCAUAAUUUCAUUGCAUAUUUUCGGAAAGGAGGGAUUUCUUAAAAUCUUAUCGAGCAAAAUGACCUUGUAAAAAAGUUGCCUUGUUUCACGGUCGAACCGUAAAAGGGGCAGAUUCCAACAUCUUCAAGUGCAAACCGCGUUCUAUUUUUAAAACCCUUGGGUUAAUUGGAUCAAGUCGUAUUCUCUCAUAAACGAAUCACGAAAGCGGCAAAUUCAAAAGCUUUCACGACAAUACAACCCACAGUAAGGGCCUGAUCACAUGAGCCGGGGAAGCAAUGCGCAUGAACAGUGUGUUGCUCCGCUGUCCUGUUUCUCGCUUGGUUCAUUCACCGGGCAGCCCGGCAAGGGUGAUUUCUUGGAAAAUUUCCACCCGGGAUCCCGGCAUCACAAUAAUGGUAUCCCAGCUAACUGGGCUGGCUCGGUUGUCGUACAAUAGCAAAGUUGAUUUUUGUUGCGUUUAACUAAGGUGCAGAGAUCUCUGGAAAGCGAGCCAGCCCGGCUCGUGUAAUCAGGCCCUUAGUUCUAUUGUCAGUUUUUACGCCCUCCCCUUAUCCUCACCGAUUUUCAAAGCCCUCGUUCACACACACAAAAUUUCAGCCCGCAAUCCCCACCUUCUCUCAACAUCUUUAUACCCCCUUCUCUAUAUGAAAUGACCUUUUGGCCUUAUUCAUGUUCUCUCCAUACAAAUAUUAUAAAAAAGCGAAUCACCACGACUUCAUUUCAACACACUGAAACUAUACUAUCCCUUUAUAAACGAAUUAGCACUUCCACAACUACCUCACUGCAACACCUAAAAUCACAAAACAAUUAUUCUACGAGAAACAAGUUUCAUUGAUUAACAAACUACAGUCAUUAUCUUUACCAAGUAAUGUCCAAUACAAGUUCAUGCCUUCCCCUUCAUGCAUCCCCAACCCCUAGAUAUACAACGCUACUGCACUACUCACACAUCCCUAAGACACAUAAAUAACUUCUCACACGCCUAGUAUACGACGCUCAAAUGUACGCACCCACAGCGUCUUGUUUUGUAUACAUUUCGUGCCCUUCGAUGUUGUUUUUUGUUUUUUUUAUUCUAAACUUAGAUGCGGUCCUUUCAGAUUCAACCCCAGAAAAUUUCGCCAACAUUUGACAUAUUAAAGGCAACUGAAUAUGGUCGGCGAAGUUUGACACAGUGCGAAUUCACUUUUUAAGUGACGUUUUCGGUUUGUUGUAAUCCAGAAAUUUUGCUUCAUUGGCAACGUGAGAUAACGACUUCUCCUAUCUAUUGAGCACAUCUCAUGAAAACAAUUUUCCUGAAAAGUGAUUCCUGUCUGCAGAAAAUGAAAGGCUUCACUGAGAGUGAUAUGGAUAGUAUAAUUUAAAGCAUCUUUACCAUCUAAUAUCUUUUUUGCCACCCAAUUCGCCAGAUUUAAGGUGCAAUACUACCAGAAAAAUACCAACGGUGAAGGAAAAACCAAGGUUGGAGAAGGUGAAGUUCUCUACAUUGUCUCAAGACAUCCUGGCAAAGCUGCGAAGAAAACCAAACAGUAUGUAACCUGGGAGGACGCACUGCGUGACAUUAAAGUCGAACUGCCCACGGAUCAAUGGGGAACUGGGCCCGAAUUAAAGGCCGAAGAGGCUGACCGACUGACGUUUGGUUGCUGCGAAUGUUGCCAUGGAAACACAUGCCGUGGUUUCUCUGAAGCGAUGUGCGGGGCUUUUCCACAACAUUCAACGGGGAAUCAGUUUUUCACUCCAACCAUGUUUUCAGCGUAUCACAGGGAAGGUUACCGUGCAAGUAUGGAAGCUAAAGUAGAGGAGUUUCUGAAUGAAGAAUCCAACUCUUCCCAAUCAACGGCAUUCAUAGUCUAA